Molecule: messenger RNA, 1165 nt
Organism: Tinamus guttatus (white-throated tinamou)
Lineage: Eukaryota; Metazoa; Chordata; Aves; Tinamiformes; Tinamidae
Source: RefSeq, a predicted model, not a curated record
UGAGGGAACAUGUCUGGGAUCAAGAGAGCAGUUGCGGAGAAGGACCCCGACUAUGAGGAGAUCACAGUCACGCAUCCCAGUAAGCGUCACAAAGCAGCUGAACAGUCAGCUCGAGAUGUUGCUGUGCAGAAGAUCGAGACAAUUAUAAAAGAACAGUUUGCUGUUGAAAUGAAGAAUAAAGAACAUGAAAUUGAAGUUAUAGAUCAGCGCCUGAUUGAAGCAAGAAGGAUGAUGGAUAAGCUGCGGGCCUGCAUUGUGGCAAACUAUUAUGCUUCUGCUGGUCUCCUUAAAGCUGGAGAGGGGACAAGAUCCUGUGAUGCAACGAUUCUUAAUCACCCUUCAAUCAAGAAGUUCUUAGAAUCGCCCUCCAGAUCAUCGUCCCCUGCUAACCAGGGGUCAGACACUCCGUCUGCCAACCACUCCGAAAGCGACUCGCUCUCCCAGCACAACGACUUCCUCCUGAACAAGGACAAUGGCAACCUGGAUGCAGAGGAGAGGCUGGCAAAUAACCUGGACCAGAGACAGAGCAGAAAUACUGGCCGGGACAGUUCGGGUGUUUCAGGCUCUCAAAAACCAGGACAACGAAAUGCCGGACUAUCAAAUGAUGAAACUUCACGGCUUUAUGUGAAGAAAACAAUUGUGGUUGGCAACGUCUCCAAAUACAUUCCCCCAGACAAGAGAGAAGAAAAUGAUCAGUCAACCCAUAAAUGGAUGGUGUAUGUCCGAGGCUCUCGGAGAGAACCCAGCAUAAAUCAUUUUGUCAAGAAAGUUUGGUUCUUCCUCCACCCCAGUUACAAACCUAAUGACCUGGUAGAAGUGAGAGAACCUCCGUUUCACCUGACCAGGAGAGGCUGGGGAGAGUUCCCUGUGAGAGUCCAGAUACACUUUAAGGAUAGCCAGAACAAGAGGAUUGAUAUCAUACACAAUUUGAAGUUGGACAGGACCUACACAGGCCUGCAGACACUUGGCGCAGAAACGGUAGUGGAUGUGGAGCUACAUAGGCAUUCCCUUGGCGAGGAGUAUCUCUUUUCCCAGUCUUCAGAGUCUGAGCUUUCUGAUGUUCCUACGUCUUUACCGCUACCAUUGAGUAUCCCAGCACCAGUUAAAGCUUCUUCACCGAUUAAACAGUUGCAUGACUCCAGCCCGGAUGCUUCUGCAGACAAAG